Molecule: messenger RNA, 213 nt
Organism: Laccaria bicolor S238N-H82
Lineage: Eukaryota; Fungi; Basidiomycota; Agaricomycetes; Agaricales; Hydnangiaceae
Exons: 1
Coding region: 1-213 (70 amino acids)
Source: RefSeq, a predicted model, not a curated record
AUGAAAGCUUUUCAUUUAGCUACUCACACCUUGUCUACUCAUUUGUGGCUCCAUUGGGGUGUCAAACUAGUGUUUGAAAGUCCGGUUCGGUCCGGUUUUUUGAUGCCCAGGGGCGUUAACUGUAACCGUAACCGGUCUGCCUUUCCCCCAGAAGUCAAAAGACCAGACCGGACCGCAAAAAGACCGCAGACUGCGGUUUUUUGCGGUCUAUAG